UUGGCCGUAUUCCAAGCCACCAAAUAUAUGUGAUGUUGUUAGUAUAAGGUUCUCGUUCGGACAUCUUCGUGCUUGCGACGUAUCCUACUUUUCUUGUCUCACAUUUCCUACUUACUCUGAAGUCGUGAUUUAAAAGCAACUCACGAGUCGCAAUCAACAUUGAUAAAAUAAAACCCCUAGAUCUCAAACGAAGUCUUGGUGUUGAAUACGCUUCUGUAACACCGCAUGAAACUCGAAAGCCGGGUAUUGAGAUUACCGUGUAAAAGAGACCCAAGCACCGCCUCGUUGGAUUUGGGUACUUCUGGAGUACUUCUCUGGAGUAGAAAGUCCUAAGUCUUGGUUUUGGUACUUUGUUUAAAUUGAUUCCUACAAUCAAACGAUAGCGAACGGACGGGAGAUAUUAUUAAACGAUACCAUUUCAUAUUGUGAUUUCGAGGACGACAUAAUUGGCUGUUGAUCGAAAAAUGGACGGCGACUUGUCAAUAAUUAUGGAGCGGGCGGCCAACGAGACUACAAUCGAAUGUGAUAGAUAUGGUCGUUGUUUUGAAGGUGAUGAUAUUCCUUUUUGGCUCACCAAGACAGGACAAAUAAUCAGAUGGUCAGUCUUCUGGGGGCUGUUCCUCAUUUUCAUGCUAUGGAUUAUUGUCGGAUAUUGGCAUGCGAAGAGAAGAAUAGCAAAGGGCUUGAAACCGCUGGCAUAUCAUAGGUGGAUGUUAAACAGACGACAACGAGCACAAUAUGACCCAGCCUACCAGACCCCCAACGUAUACUACAAUCAAUUUCCAGCGGCAGGGGGACAAUAUGGCAUGCACCCUAUGCCACCGCCAAUGUAUGAUCCGAAUGCGCCAUUGCCACCCACAUAUCAACCACCUGCUGGAGCGACUAAAGUCGAUCCGUCGCAAUGGAGAUCAGAACCAACAAGACGUCCAGCCGAUGAUGGUGGAGAGUCUGCUCCCGAUUACGAGGCACCUCCUGGACCUCCUCCAACAAAUCUCCAAACAAACAAUACUGGCGCGAGCAAUAAUCCAUUUCGAGGUUAA
This is a messenger RNA of Botrytis deweyae, 1040 nucleotides long. RefSeq lists its product as uncharacterized. Bases 465 to 1040 code for a protein of 191 amino acids. The transcript is spliced from 3 exons. NCBI's taxonomy places the organism in Eukaryota, Fungi, Ascomycota, Leotiomycetes, Helotiales, Sclerotiniaceae. The record is from RefSeq and is a predicted model, not a curated record.